AUGGACGUCAAACGCGCAGCCCGCAAUUCCGCCGCUGCCGCCGCGAACGCCGCCGCAGUAGCCGUCACCGCUGCCCCUGCUUCCCUCGCAUCUGCGGCCCCAUCUUCGGCUACCCCGUUCCUGCCUCCUACCAUCCUCGCCGCGAAUCACGUCGUGACUCCGUCCACGUCAGCAACCGGAGCCGCGCCGCUCUCUUCCAAUCCUGCGCGUCGACUGACGAACGGCUCAGAUCGAAGCAAGAGUACAGAUCGCGGGUUGGGGGGAAGCAGGAUGGCGGAGCUGGAGGCUGCGCUGAAGGCGUUUGGCGCAGGGCAGGCGCGGGUUCGCGUGGCGGGGGCACGGGUUGGCGCGGGGGAGGCGCAGGUUGGCGGAGCGGAGGCGCGGGUUGGCGCGGGGAGCGCGGAAAGGGCCGGGGGAGAGCGGAGCAUUUCGGGGGAAGCCAUGGGUGAAGAGGGGAGAAGGACAGGAGCGCAGGGCAGGGGGGGUGUUGCUGGGGGGAGACAGGGAGGUGGGGGGAGAGGGGGGCGGAGUGGGGCAGGGGUUCGGCUCUUCCUGGUUCGGCUGUGCCUGGUUCGGCUGCUCCUGGAGCAGCAGCAGCAGCAGCAGCAGCAGCAGCAGCAGCAGCAGCAGCAGCAGCAGCAGCAGCAGCAGCAGCAGCAGUAG
Molecule: messenger RNA, 663 nt
Organism: Closterium sp. Naga37s-1
Lineage: Eukaryota; Viridiplantae; Streptophyta; Zygnematophyceae; Desmidiales; Closteriaceae
Source: the annotation of a GenBank genome assembly